This is a messenger RNA of Hyla sarda, 1104 nucleotides long. RefSeq names its product chemerin-like receptor 1. Gene Ontology annotation, molecular function: G protein-coupled receptor activity; complement receptor activity. The record is from RefSeq and is a predicted model, not a curated record. Gene Ontology annotation, cellular component: plasma membrane. The coding region runs from base 1 to 1104 and encodes 367 amino acids. NCBI's taxonomy places the organism in Eukaryota, Metazoa, Chordata, Amphibia, Anura, Hylidae. The transcript has a single exon. Gene Ontology annotation, biological process: phospholipase C-activating G protein-coupled receptor signaling pathway; positive regulation of cytosolic calcium ion concentration; inflammatory response.
AUGGCUUUGUCCCAUGAUCUCUGUUAUUCCAUUGUGGAUUUACGUCUUCUACUUGAAUACCAUGACUCAUCUGCCCUACGAUACCUUAGUUUUGUGAUGUCCCUUGUGACCUGCCUGGUGGGAUUGGUGGGAAAUGCAGUAGUCAUCUUUUUACUUGGAUUUAUCAUGAAGAAACACAAGUCUAGAUACUGGUUUCUGAAUUUGGCCAUUGCUGAUUUCUUGGCUCUCCUGACCUUACCUUUUCACGCCAUCUCAACUCUCAAAGGCACCUGGACACUCGGGCCGCACAUAUGUAAACUUUUUAUCUUCUCUUCAUGUGUUAGAAUGUACUCUAGUGUUUACAUUCUUGUCGCCUUAAACAUUGUCAAAGUAUUAUCUGUAGCACAACCAAUGUUCCACCUCAAAUUCAUUUCCCAACGUGUUACUGUUUUGAUCUGUAUUUUAAUCUGGUUUAUUAUAACAUUGCUUAGCUUCCCGACGUUCUACUCUAGCGGUGAACUGAAAAUUGGGGAAGUCACAAUAUGCAGUCUCUUAGGUAGUAAUGCUGUGGAUACUGUAGUUGUCAACAAUAAAUAUAAUGUGAGUAAUGGGAAUGCUACAAGAAACAUCCUAUUUUUUGACAUCUUCACCACGUUGAGCCCCUACAUCCAACAAUGCUCAUCUGACAUAUGUUGUGGUGGUGAGGAGACUCUCAGGUUUUGGAACAAUAUGAUCUAUAAUUCAAAAUGGAUAUUGAUACCUUUCUUUAUUAUUGGAUAUUUUAUUCCCCUUGGUGUUGUUUUAAUUUGCAAUAUAACUAUAGUUGUGCAUGUAAGAAAAUCAAAAACCAUUAAUCCCCACAGGCUCUAUCGAACAGUUCUCAUCAUCAUCGUGAUUUAUUUCAUAACAUGGAUUCCACAAGUUAUGACAAAGAUUGUGUUAUCCAUUGCUGUUCGCAAUAUGAACCUCAUAACCAUGUUCAAAGUCUUUAUAUGUAUGCCGCUCAUGCUGAAUAUUGCAUAUGCACAAAGCUGCUUGAAUCCAAUUCUGUAUGUGUUUACCGGUAAGCGGAUGCGAACAGAACUUUCUGUUUUUAUAAAUAGCAUCAGAAAUAAAUACAAAUGA